AUGGCUAGGAAGGAGACUGCAAGGGCAAAAGGGCAGGCGAGCAUAGAACGGUUCUUUUCAAAUCCAAAUCGAUUGCGGAGCUUUGAAAUACCGCCACCGAUCAUCAAGAAAAGUACAGCUAAGCUAGACAGGCAAGGGUCUUUUCUCAGCACAGCCACCGAUGACGACAAUGCUGGCUUUGAAGACGAAGACGACAUGGCCAAUUCCUCUGUAGACACCAGCAUCGAAAUGCUGAACUUCAAAAGCAUAGCGUUGAAUCGAGUCUUGCUGCUGCUGCUGCUGCUGCUGCUGCAUAGAAGGGGCCAAAUACUGCCCGCAAUUUUGCAGGAAAAAAAAAAUUCAUCUCGUCUGAUCAAUGUCUCAACGUUGAAUGACAAGAGCCCUUCACAGCUAAACGAAGCUAGAAGUGCAUCUUUCGCCAAAAGAACCGCCAGCGACUUUUUAGAGAAUGCCGACUUUGACGGUCUAGCAAGGAAACUACAAAGAACACAAGAAAAGCAGCAAACGGUAGAUGCUGCUUCGACACAUCUUAGUCAAGAUACCUAUCUAAGUGACGAACAGCUCGAUGUGAUAGACGCUGCGGUCAACCGCAAGCUAAACAUCUUCUACACGGGAAGUGCCGGUACUGGAAAGUCGGUUGUUCUUCGAGAAUUGGUCAAGCAGUUCAAAAUGAAAUAUAGAGACAACGUUGGUGUCACUGCCCCAACUGGAAUGGCCGCGUGCAAUAUCCAAGGACAAACCAUUUUCAAAUUCUUGGAAAUCGCCAUGGGUAACCAGCCUGUAGAUGUAUUGGUAAAGAGAAUAGAACUGGUGAGUCAAAAGUUAAGAAAAUGGCAGCAGUUGCAAGUAUUGAUCAUCGAUGAGAUAUCCAUGAUUAGUGGCGACCUAUUUGACAAGUUGGAAGAAGUGGCGAGACGUGUGCGUCGCAACAAUAAGCCAUUUGGUGGGAUUCAAAUAGUUUGCUCGGGCGAUUUUUUCCAAUUGCCACCGGUGGGCAAGGCAAAUGUCAAGCCAAAGUUGUGUUUUCAAGCCAACGCCUGGAUCAAGGUAAUUGAAAAAACCAUUGUGCUCAAACAAGUUUUCAGACAAAAGGGCGACACUGAACUAAUUGAUAUGUUGAAUGCCUUGAGAUUGGGCGAGUUGACCACCACCAUUGUAAACAAGUUUAAAAGCUUGAGCAGAAGUGUUGAAUACACCGAUGGCAUCGAACCAACGGAACUAUAUCCUCGUAAAGACGACGUGGCUAGAUCAAAUAACCGCCGAAUGCAACGGUUACCGGGGGAGACUGUCCAUUUCAAAGCUAUAGACUAUGCUGCAAACGAAAAUUAUAGAGAUCAAUUCAACCAGUUAAUGUGCGAGGAGGAGUUGAGUUUAAAGGAAGGAGCCCAGGUGAUGAACAUUAAAAACAUAGAUGACGAGUUGGUGAAUGGAUCGUUGGGAACCGUUUUAUUUUUCACUACCCAAGGGUUAUUUUUCAAGAUUUUGAGUCUCUACGAUGAAUUGGACGUUGACGAUGCGCAAAUGUUGGGCGAGUUGCGGCUAUUGCGCAAGAAGAUUGGGCACACUGAUGAAUGGAGCGAACUGGAUUUGAAAAUCAUUGAAAAGAUCCCCGAUAGCAGGAAACCGAAAUUCGAGGCUCUAGUUCAGAUUGCGAUACAGGAAACAACGGAGAAGCUACUUCCCGUGGUGAAUUUCAAUUUCAAUGGCAGAUACGAAGCCAAACUUGUUCAGCGGCAAGAUUUCCCCAUCGAUGUUUCACUGAGAAGCGGCGCUGAGAAGCCCUACCGAGAGCAAUUGCCGUUGAUAUUGGCCUGGGCAAUGUCGAUCCAUAAAUCGCAGGGCCAAACCUUGCCGCGCGUGAAGAUUGACUUGGCGAGAAUAUUCGAGUUUGGUCAAGCCUACGUCGCUUUAUCGCGAGCUGUCAGUAAGGACCAUUUGGAAGUGAAGGGAUUCAGCGCAGAUAAGGUCAAAACUUCCCAAGAUGUAAUUGAUUUCUACAAGAAAAUCACCAGUUGA
Messenger RNA from Lodderomyces beijingensis, 2016 nucleotides. Lineage: Eukaryota; Fungi; Ascomycota; Pichiomycetes; Serinales; Debaryomycetaceae. The record is from the annotation of a GenBank genome assembly.